Messenger RNA from Vicia villosa (hairy vetch), 717 nucleotides. Its product is annotated as ribulose bisphosphate carboxylase small subunit, chloroplastic 3-like. Lineage: Eukaryota; Viridiplantae; Streptophyta; Magnoliopsida; Fabales; Fabaceae. The record is from RefSeq and is a predicted model, not a curated record. Bases 42 to 584 code for a protein of 180 amino acids. The transcript is spliced from 3 exons.
GUUUCAGUAGAAGCUUAGCAAUUCAAUCAGAAGUGAGAAAAAUGGCUUCUAUGAUUUCCUCUUCAGCUGUAACAACAGUUAACCGUGCCUCUAAGGUGCAAUCCGCCGCGGUGGCUCCAUUCGUCGGGCUCAAAUCCAUGGCUGGAUUUCCAGUUAAGAAGGUCAACACUGACAUUACUUCCAUUGCAAGCAAUGGUGGAAGAGUACACUGCAUGCAGGUGUGGCCUCCAAUUGGAAAGAAGAAGUUUGAGACACUUUCAUAUUUGCCACCAUUGACCAGAGAACAAUUGUUGAAAGAAGUUGAAUACCUUCUAAGGAAGGGAUGGGUUCCUUGCUUGGAAUUUGAGUUGGAGAAAGGAUUUGUGUACCGUGAGCACAACAACUCGCCAGGAUACUAUGAUGGAAGAUACUGGACAAUGUGGAAGCUUCCUAUGUUUGGCACCACUGAUGCUGCUCAAGUCUUGAAGGAGCUUGAUGAAGUUAUUGCCGCUUACCCCGAAGCUUUUGUUCGUAUCAUCGGAUUCGACAACGUUCGUCAAGUUCAAUGCAUCAGUUUCAUUGCACACACACCAAAAACCUACUAAGUUUGAGUAUUAUGGCAGUGGAAAAGCUAAUUUACUGUGUUUUUUUUGAAUGGUUUUUGCAUUCGGACUGUAAAAUACAAAUGGAAGGAUAAGAGUUAAUCAAUGAUAUAUGGUCCUUUUAUUCAUUCUCAAA